Messenger RNA from Penicillium paradoxum, 2481 nucleotides. Its product is annotated as C2H2-type zinc finger protein. The transcript has 7 exons. Gene Ontology annotation, cellular component: chromatin. Bases 1 to 2481 code for a protein of 826 amino acids. The record is from RefSeq and is a predicted model, not a curated record. Gene Ontology annotation, molecular function: DNA-binding transcription factor activity, RNA polymerase II-specific; RNA polymerase II cis-regulatory region sequence-specific DNA binding; zinc ion binding. NCBI's taxonomy places the organism in Eukaryota, Fungi, Ascomycota, Eurotiomycetes, Eurotiales, Aspergillaceae. Gene Ontology annotation, biological process: DNA-templated transcription; regulation of transcription by RNA polymerase II.
AUGUCCCCAUCACCCCAGCCGCACCGGGGUGCCCGUGGAGCCAGGGCACGUAUCUGUAUACACUGCGGUCGGAGCUUCCGACGGACUGAACAUUUGGAGCGACACAUUCGCACUCAUACCAAGGAGAAGCCGUUUAUCUGCUUCUGUGGGGCAGCCUUUACUAGAAGGGAUCUGUUGAAACGUCACACGCGCAUUUCGCACCAAGAUGGAGUGACCUCGCCAAGCGUACCGUCCGAGCCAACGACGAAGACGGAUUUCCCGCCAGUGCAUCAUCAUGCGGCUAUCCCGCCGCAAUAUGAUACACCGGCUAGGUCCCUACCCGGGGACCCCUUGCAGGAUCAUCGGUCGUGCACCAAUGGGCUGGGUCACAGAUUGCUUCAAGCUCGGCGCUGGAUCCUCGUACGGGUAUGGUACAUGAUGCGGAUAUGCUUCAAGCUGCCCAGCUUCUUCUUCCGGGGGAUUAUCGAGCCACAAGUAAGUAUCGUACAGAUGCUCAAGUUUAUUCCGUCCAAUACCCCGUGUGCACAACCGAUGCCUUACUUACCGGAAGAUCUGAAUCACUUUCAAGAAUUCACCCAUUUCUUGGAUUCGAUUGGUUUGCCCGGGGAGUGGCUUCCCAGCGAAGGCGAAACAUCUCAGACCAAUGAAGCUAACUUUGAAGAUGCACGGGAGACUGGCCGACCGACUCACGAGCAUCAUGAGCGGCCACGCCGAGGUGGAGAAGGUUCUCGAGGAGAUUCACCAUUUAGAUCCUGGCUUCCAUCGGUGCCGAGGGGUGACCAAAGCCUGGCGACUUUAUCUGAUUCUGAAGCACCUCAAAGUGCAAGGAGGCCAUCCCGAUUCAAUGUCACGGAGGACCAGCGCUUUCGACUUGCGGCAUCUCUGGAAGAAUUUCGCAACGUGAUUCCGGAUUUCGUGUUGCCAUCUCGCCACACAUUGACUCGGUAUCUCACUUCCUAUUUUGAAGGCUUCCAUCCACAUCUUCCGUUUAUGCACAUUCCAACUUUUCAUAUCAAUGAACGUGCCCCCGAGGUAGUUCUUGCCAUCAUGACGAUUGGAGCUCAGUAUAGAUUUGAACACCGCAACGCAGAGAGAAUAUUCCACGUGUCCAAGGCGGUUCUAUUUGAACGGAUAUCCAGGGAGUCCCGUUACUCGACCAAAGCUAGCUACAGCUCAAGCUCUCAGGUACCAUUGGGAAUAUCUCCUUAUUCCAACUUUGCCGAUAAAGCCCUCACACAACCUCACGUAGCAGCGGAAAGAACUGGCGUUUGGAGGCAGAUUGAAAUCACCCGCUGUCUGCUUAUUCUGAUGGGCUACUCCACUUGGGAAAAUGCUAGAUUAGUCCAAGAAGCAUUCCACCUUCAAGGGUUGUUGGUUCGACAUCUCCGUGAUGCUGGCCUGACAGAAGAUACUACACGCUCUGAUUCACGCGCAUCCCUCGGCUGGUAUGAAUGGGCUGAUCAAGAGUCUACCCGACGCACAAAGUUGAUUGCGUUCUGCUUCAUCCAUGUUCAUAGCGUUGCAUACAAUGCCUAUCCAUCCUUGCGUAGCAGUGAGAUUCAUUUACGUCUGCCCUGUUCCACGAUGGAAUGGGUUGCAAGUACAGCUGCCGAAUGGGAGUCAGCUCAGAGAGAACGAGGUCCCCAACAGCUGUUCUUCCAGGAUGCAUUGGCUCUUCUCUUACAAAAGUCCCGAUCUGCUGUGCCAUUGGACCCCAUCCCGGCUCCACUAGGUAACUAUAUCCUGCUGCAUGGGCUGCUGCAACGAAUCCAUCUCGUAAGCGAACUAUCAUUACCGAAUGGGAAUCAUUCCACCACUCUCCCAACAGAGGAACUCAAUAAACUGGAGCGAGCCCUCCGCUCCUGGACAUCCGUUUGGCAACAAGCCCCAGAAUCCAGCCUAGAUCCGCAAAAUGCAAAUGGUCCAAUCCCAUUUACCUCGAGUGCAUUUUUAGGACUGGCAUACGUCCGUCUAUCUCUCAAUCUUGGUCCACAUCGCCGCCUUGAAACCCGUGACCCGACAAUAAUAGCCACAGCACUCCACCGCUCUCCACGCCCAGAAAGAAGCUACCGCCUCAUCCCAGCACUUAUCUACGCAGCUCAUGCCCUCAGCAUCCCCGUACGUUUGGGCAUAGAUCACAUUGCUCGCAGCCAAGCCUUCUUCUGGAGUGUGCGGCACUCACUCGCCAGCAUUGAAUGUGCAGUAUUACUUAGCAAAUGGUUAUUCACCGUUGCUGAAGCAGGACCAGAUCAGUCAUUAAGCGAAAACGAAAUCCGUAUUCUCCGCUGGACCCGUUGCAUCGUUGAAGAGGCUUAUUCGUCUAUUGAUAUCGAUGAAGAGGAGACCCCGCCAGAUCUUGAACCGGCUUCUUUGGGAUUGGCGGUCCUCAAACUAUGGGCCAGGCUGUUUGGGACAAAUACCCAGUGGCCGUUUAUUAAUGUUCUUGGACAAAGCUUGGAGCAGUAUAUGAGUAUGAUUUGA